Messenger RNA from Sciurus carolinensis (gray squirrel), 4785 nucleotides. RefSeq names its product scratch family transcriptional repressor 1 (gene Scrt1). NCBI's taxonomy places the organism in Eukaryota, Metazoa, Chordata, Mammalia, Rodentia, Sciuridae. Gene Ontology annotation, biological process: regulation of DNA-templated transcription. The record is from RefSeq and is a predicted model, not a curated record. Gene Ontology annotation, molecular function: RNA polymerase II cis-regulatory region sequence-specific DNA binding; DNA-binding transcription factor activity, RNA polymerase II-specific.
AUGUCGGAUGGAGAGACGAAGGGUGAGCGAGUGGUGGACAGAGGAAUGGCACCCGAGAAAGAGAUGAGAGGACCGAGGCGGAGCAUUCGCUCCUUGGUCUCCCGCCUCCCCUCCCCCGCACAUCCCGCACCUCCAGGCCGCAAGCGAGGCGACCUGCACCGGCAUGGGUGCCGCCGAUCGCUGGGCCGCUAUUCCCCCAGCCGCGCAGGGAACUCCCCACACGCCGAGAUGAGGCAUCCCCAGGACCCUUCCCAGGAGACCCUGGCGGAGCCCGACCCAGCGCAGCCAUUUCCGUUGGCCUCUUCCCCUCCCCCAGCUCCUGGCUUUAAAAGCCAGAGGCUGGGCUGGGCAACCGGCAGAGGCUGCUUCGGGCUCAGGAGGCCUGCCCGCGAGCUGUCCGAGCUUCGAGCCCCGCCCCCGGAGCCCCGGCCCUCCCUUCCUCGGCCCGCCCUCCCUGCGCACCCCUCCCCCCGAGGACCCCCGCCCCCCGCCCGCCGCCGCCGCCGCUCGCUCGGGCUGCAGAACAAUAAAGCAAGCCUCCUAGAGACCCCCGCUGAGGACCCCCGCCCGGCGGCCGAGCCCCCCCGGGCCCGCCCCUCUCCGCCCGCGCCGGCUGAGCGCGCCCGGGCGCUGGCCGUGGUGCUGCCCUGGCCGGCGCUGGCCGCGGUGCUGAAGCUGCCGGCGCUACUGCUGCUACCGGCUCCGCCGCGGCGGGGGGGGGGAGGGGAAGGGGGCCGCGGGGCGCGGGCCAGCCCUGCACCCAUUCGCAGCCUCCAGGCCGGGACGGAGCCGCUCCCCCCCUCUCCGCCCCCCCAGCCUCCUCCCCCGCCUGUCCAGGGGCGGCACUGCUGGCUGGGAAGCCGGGACCAGAGGAGGGAAGGAAGGAAGGAAGAAGAGGAGAGGAGAGAGAACGGAAGGAAGAAGGAAGGAGGAAGACGAAGAAGAGGGGGGUCCGGAGGGGCACAGAGGAAACGCAGGGCAGAAAGGAGGAGGAGAGAACGCACGCAAGGCAUCAUCCACAGGCCAGAGUGGGGACCGGUGCUGACUCCGCUGCUCUCGGAUGUGACCGGGCUCCGCUGCAGCUGCAGCCCCUUCGAGCCCCGGCUCCGCAGGCCCGCAGCGCCGGAGCCCCGCAGGAAUCAUGCCCAGGUCCUUCUGGUCAAGAAGGUCAAACUUGACACGUUCUCUUCAGCAGACCUCGACAGCUCCUACGGGCGCGCCCGAAGCGACCUCGGAGUUCGACUGCACGAUAAAGGAUACCUCAGCGACUACGUGGGGCCCACGUCCGUCUACGAUGGCGACGCUGAGGCGACGUUGCUCAAAGGGCCGUCUCCGGAGCCCAUGUACGCUGCGGCUGUGCGGGGAGAGCUGGGUCCCGCUGCCUCAGGCUCGGCGCCGCCGCCCACCCCGCGCCCAGAGCUGGCCACUGCAGCGGGCGGCUACAUCAACGGCGACGCGGCGGUCAGCGAAGGUUACGCGGCUGAUGCCUUCUUCAUCACCGACGGGCGCUCGCGGCGUAAGGCCACCAAUGCCAAUGCUGCCGCUGCGCCCUCCACAGCCUCAGCUGCUGCCCCCGACAGCGACGCAGGAGGUGGGGGUGGGUCCAGCGCACGAAGCUCGGGCUCAGGGCCCGGGGGCCGGGGAGGCACGCGCGCGGGGGCGGGCACCGAGGCGCGUGCAGGGCCAGGAGCCACUGGCGCUGGUGGUCGGCAUGCGUGCGGCGAGUGCGGCAAAACAUACGCCACGUCGUCGAACCUGAGCCGCCACAAGCAGACGCACCGCAGCCUGGACAGCCAGCUGGCGCGGCGUUGCCCAACGUGCGGCAAGGUGUACGUGUCCAUGCCGGCCAUGGCCAUGCACCUGCUCACGCACGACCUGCGCCACAAGUGCGGUGUGUGCGGCAAGGCCUUCUCUCGGCCCUGGCUGCUUCAGGGCCACAUGCGCUCUCACACAGGUGAGAAACCCUUUGGCUGUGCGCAUUGCGGCAAGGCCUUCGCCGACCGCUCCAAUCUGCGCGCACACAUGCAGACGCACUCGGCCUUCAAGCACUUCCAGUGCAAGCGCUGCAAGAAGAGCUUCGCGCUCAAGUCCUAUCUCAACAAGCACUACGAGUCGGCCUGCUUCAAGGGCGGCGCCAGUGGCGCCGGAGGCCCUUCAGCCCCAGCGCCGCCGCAGCUCAGCCCUGUGCAGGCCUAGGGCUGCGGAGCUUCUGUCAGCCAGGUCGGCUCUCAGCAAUACGAGCCCCCAGGGAAGUCUCCGCUGGCGUCCGUGCUGAGGGGCCGGAGGGCGGGCCCCUCCUCACAGCAAUAGGGGGAGGGAGCCGGCCCCACCCCGCCCCGCUCGCCAGGGGCCUUACCUGCCCCUUCAAGCAAUAGGGUCCCGAGGGGAGACCCACCCUGAACCCCCUCCCCUCCUCCAGGGUGCCCCAGGCUUUCUCCCAGCAAUAGGGUCGAUCAGACCUAGAACCGAACCUCAUCUCUUAGUUGGGUCUCUGUAGACCGAGGGUGGGGUGAGGUAGGGAGCGCCCUCCUCCUUCCUCUGCGCCCCUGGAUCGAGUUGCAGAGACUCAGGUCUUCCCUAUCCCUUCCCAAGCCUUCCAGGCCGGGCCUUCGGCCCAGACGUCCAGGGAGCCAGUCCCUCCUGGCAGUAGGCCGCGGGAAGAGCAGGAGAGGGGGCAGGCCGCAGAAGCAUCCUGCCCUGCAGGCUUCGCCAAACUCCUGGGAGUCUUAGACGAGUUGGGGAUGGGGAAGGGGCGUGGACGGCGGCACUCCUCUCCCUCGGUUCUUUCUGGGGCCUCAGUCCGAGCCGCCCUCCUACCCUCCCCUCGUAUCCUCUGCCAAAUCCGAAUUCUUCCAGCCCAGUUUCCCGGGCUCUGUCCUCCAUAACAAAUAAUAAUGACGCAUAUCAACUCGCAUGGACUUAUCCGACCUACUCAGAUCCCGCUCCCGCCCUGCCCCGGGGCCCCCCCUCCCUCGUACCCGGGCUUUCGGUGUUGGAGGACAGAUACCUGGCCCGGCAGGCAGGCGUGCACUGCCCUCUACACACCUCUGUAUUCGCUUUGCGGGUAAAGCCCCUGCGGGGGGGGGCGGGUUUGCGGACGCGUCGGGUUUCUUUCUUUCUGUAUUUGUACGUUUUAUUUAUGAACGGAUUGCACUCGGGUCAGGGAGGAGGCGCCGAACCCUUAUCCUUCCCGCCGACGCCCGGGACUUGGGAUGUCCAGGAUCACUUAUUCCGCCUCUGAGCCGGGACCCUAGCUGGGCUCUGCCUCCUGGGAGCCGAGGACCCCGCCUCCCAGAGGCCGACCCCUCCUCCGAGGCCCUGGCCCCAUCCCCACUCAGUUGCCAACUUUCGCCCGUCUAUGCCAAAGCCUCGGCGGCGACCCUGCUCAAGGGCCCGCCCCAUUGGCCGCCGCCUUUGUGACGUCACUGCAUGCAGCCCCACCCCUCCUCCCAACCCUUCCCGGGGCUGCCCGCUCUCCCUUCCUCUUAGUUAGUCCGAUGCCGACUAUAGAGCAAUAAUGCGCACUGCAUGCGAAGCUGCCGCAGCCUCUAGAGUUACUAAGAAUCAGGUAUUCCCCGCCCUUACCCAACUCAUAGGCCCCUAGAUCAGGGAUGCUGCGCGGGGCCGGCCGCGCAGACUUUCUUUCUCCCCUUCCCGCCCCCCACGGCAGAGCCAGCUGGGCCGGCAUGAUGGUUCCAGGGGCAGGGGUGGGGGUGAUUGCACCAAGGCCUCUCGGUCAGUUGGCAAUCGCUCACCGGUCCUUUACUGGGCACCUAUUUGCCAGGCCCGUUGCUGAGUCUGUCAGACACGGCCACCUUGGGGGAGGUGCUUGUCCGCGACAGGAGCCCAACCGGCUUUCGUGGGCCAAGGACACAAGCAGAUGCAAAGGGCAGAGACCCUGGGCUCAGACGGCCCCGCUCCUCCCCACCUCUGUUCGGUCCAUACUGGUUACAGUGGGGCUCUGCUUUCGACUUGGGUCAUGAGUUCCCAGGUCAGGCGGGAUGGACCCAGAGUCCCAGAACCCAGCUUCACUAGGGUUGCCCACACAGGGCCCAAUCUUUUGAUUCCCUGGCAAACGCGGCUCUGCUGUGUGCGGCCAAGGUGCAAGCUGGAGUAUAUAUGAACAGCCUCAUCCCCAGCACCAAGCGCGGCUGCCCCACAGGGGCGGCCCUGACGGUCCAGCAUAGCUGUGCUCCCAUCCAAAACCCCACACACCUCCAGGGGUGGUGCCUGCAUAGCUUCCCAGCCCAGGUCUGCCCGCCUGUGCCGCAUGCAUACGCACACACAGGCGCCCCGCCCCACCCCACUCCGCACUCCUGUCUACCUACCUAAGGAGAAUGCCCCAGGGCCCUGGGCCCUCCUGGUUCUCCCGCUUCCCCCACACCCUGCCGCCGUGGAAAGCCAUGGGCCCCCUCCUGCCCCCAUAACUAAGCAGCACAAUAACCGACUUAGCGAAUUCAGGUAGAAGGAACGUUUAGGUAGCACCUAUUUUGUACUGAUUCUACAAGUAGGGCCCGAGGUGCGGGGCCCUCGGGUGGGGGCUGUGGCUGCCGGCCCGCCCCGCCCCCACCCCUGCCUGCGCCCCGCCGCCUUGUACAUUUUCCCUGCCCUGAACAGGCCGGGAUUUUUACUCGGGCCGCGCCCCUCUUCCGCCCCCAUUUGGGGCCGGGCCGGCCGGACAGACGGACGGACGGACAGACCUCCUUCCUAAGCACAAUAGCACCAGCUCCCCGGAGCGCCGCACCUCCACAAGGAGAAUAAAUGCCACUCUUGAUAGAAUUUGGA